UAUCGACUGAUAUUGGGUGCCAACCUGUCGAGGCAUGAGGCAAACCGAGAAAGACGAAAUUUCCCGAUGUCUUCUCGUAAACGUUGCCAGCUACCAAGGUUUGAGGAUGGCAGUCCCAGAUUUCUCCGCUCAAUUCUCCGACCUGAAGGUGCCAAAGGUGCCACCCCACCCGGGAUGAGCGUCAUCGGUGGCCAUACCGUCAGGGAGGGGGCAGGAACACCAGCUUACAGGGCAUCGAAAACUGGAGUUUAUCCGGCUUGAAUACGGACAGCGAACCUUCACCUGACCCUUCUUUCCCGGUCUCCGUUUCUUACCCUUUAUAUAGCCCACAAUUCCGGUACCUGGACCUAUAGAUUCUUGAUUCAUUUUCAUCCUUCUUUCUUUGCCAACGGAUUGCAGCGUUCACAUUGCUCUGAAAGGCCUUUCCCAAGUGUACCGCAAGCUUCAAAUAAACUAUACAGCAUUCUACGGGCAAUAUGACUCAAGCUGGGUUUACAUUUGCCAACUCCUCGGAAAAGGUUCCAGGUAAUGGCACCUUGCCUCCCGAGUUCACGAUAAACGCGAGUCCUUCUACGGAUAUCUGGUCGAAACCGCCCUCAACGGAACGCUUCAAUGCACCCAUCCUCUAUCGCAGUGCGCCCCUGAAGUCAUUCAAGAGGGCUCGAGUCGCAGUCCAUGCCAAUUGGCAGCAGAAAUACGACCAAGGCGGUCUCAUCCUUGUCUCGACUGCCGCGGAUGGAACCAGAAAAUGGGUGAAAACGGGCAUUGAGCUCACUCACGGCAAACCUCAUCUGAGCACUGUCGCGAAAGACCGUUGGGCGGACUGGAGCUUGCUUGCCAUCCCUUCUGGCGGCGCAGCAGCAACCAUCGAAAUCGUCAGGGAAGCAGACGAGAGCUUGUGGAUUUACUUAGUUGAGGGUGUCCAGAAGUCUCCUCUCCGUGAGGUUACAUGGUUUUUCGAGGAGCAAGAAUGCGCCGAAUGCUGGGUUGGCGUUUAUGCUGCGAGGCCGUCAAGUGAGGGAGGUGAUUUGGUGGUCAACUUUGGACAUCUGAUUGUUGAUCUGGCCGAGUAAUGAUACUCAGUAUGACAUGUAUGGAAUGACACGUGUACGUGGAGUGUAUGGGAUAGACGAGCAAUGUCAGCGACCUCAAUCUUACAGGAUCCCUUCGUUGUCCCGGAGGUAGAGGGCUCUGAGGAUAGCACGUAGAAAUCAGAAUGACAAGUGUCAAGAAUCUUACUAUUGAGUCCAAGUCUGGCUCGGUUACGCCCACACCUUGGACUCCUAUAUGUUUCUCUCUCUAGACAACGCUAACGGAUGGUUGAUCAAGCAGUUGCUAGUGCUUGGUAUGCUCUGCUGGCAUUUUAUUGAGGGGUUAUUAUCGAGUUACAGUAACUAUACAUGUUCGGACCUAACUCGGCUUAAGAAUGGACCUCAGAAGUUCUGUUUUAGAAGUCGGCGCUCAGUACGCAACCGGCCUCGAAACCAAAGUAAAAACCAAGGCAUUUAG
This is a messenger RNA of Aspergillus novofumigatus IBT 16806, 1509 nucleotides long. RefSeq lists its product as uncharacterized. The transcript has a single exon. Lineage: Eukaryota; Fungi; Ascomycota; Eurotiomycetes; Eurotiales; Aspergillaceae. The coding region runs from base 477 to 1073 and encodes 198 amino acids. The record is from RefSeq and is a predicted model, not a curated record.